GCCACCGCCCGGCGCGCUACCGUCGUUGAUAGUUCGCUGGUUCCCUGCACAAGCACCUCCCGCGUGAGGUGGAUAUGGUUACUUCGUUGACCAUAAGCGGCAGGACAGGUGGGGACCACCCUCUCCCAUCAGCUCUGAAGAAAGUGGAAGAAGGCGUAACCGAGUGCAUGGUUCUGAAGGGGUAAGACACAACAAGACUAACUAGGGUAGCGAGAGAUUAAGAACGACACAGUAAGUAGAGAAGUAUGGCAGAAGUAGUAAUGGACGGAGGAGAGAGACAGGAGGCUACUGGCCGGUCUCCGCCACCAGCACCGCACGAGGAAAGAGAUUAUUGGGAGGAUGAGGAUCGUAUCCGGGAACUGCUGACACUCUGCUUCGACGACGGUAUAUACCCUACCGAAAUCGAUCCAGGGGAGAUGUCGAUUGAUGGAAGAGAAGUCCGGUUUAAGUUAAACACCUCAUUAGAUGACAUCAAGGUUAAAUGGUUAAAGGAACGGACGGUAACCAUAAUUUAUAAGGAUGCCGCCUGUUUCCUCCCAAAAAACAUAAAAGAUGAUCUGGUUAGGGCAUUUGAAGAUGGGUGGGUGAUGGGAAAUGAUCAGUUCGUGGAGAACAUGCGAAGGGGAAGAGUAAAGGUGGAGGGUCCCAGUAUAGUUUCGUACGUUGCCAAGUCUCCGGAAGUGGCGCGCUAUAUGAUCAACGAAGGAAGUCUGACAAUCCCCCUAGGGACAGAAGAAUACAAGGUUCUAUUCAAGCCCUGGAUGACGAGAGCUGAGUUCAGGGAGAUGCGUAAGCAGGAGGAUGAGAGCACAUUUUGGGUCAUGGCAGUCCAAAUACCAUUGGAUGAUAUGACAUUCAUCCACGCUCAGAUCGAGAAAGCAAUCGGGAGGAUAAUUUGUGCUCAUCCAGCUGACGCGGAUCCGCAACGACCGGCUCUGGUCAAUGCGAAGUUUGAUCUCAACCCAGAAGCUCGCCCGAAUAUGAAGGACAAGAUCUGGAUCAAGACAUCAACGGGAGAUGAGUUGGAGAUCCGACUUGCAUGCUCGGAUACUAUCAAGUGCAGGAAAUGUAGACAAUUCUUCCAUACAGAAGAAGAGUGCCGAAGAGGAGGGUGUAACAGACCCCAGGAGGGAGGUAAUGGCAACCAACGAGACUCAAGCCGCCAGCAACGAGCAGAAAACGCAAGACAACACGGGACGAGCCCGAGAUACCACGGACCGCUCGGCCCAAGACCGACCACACAAGGAGGACAGCCCGCGGCAAGGUUCGCUUCGGCAACUAGGGACAAUCCAACGUUCUCUCCCCAUGGGGAGGUCAGGCAAUCGACCCAGCCCCCUGGCUUUGGCCUAGAGGUAGGGCAGUUUGGGAUGCCACCCUUUGGCAAUAUGGGCCAAAAUAUGCCCUGGCAGGGUGCAGCAUUACCUCAAGAUCCAGAUGCACUCAGGAACUACUACUGCUGGGCUGCAAUGACGCUGGCAAAUAGGGGCUUCGUUGACCUGACGGGUACGUUACCAGCACAGGGUUUGGGACUGGCGGACACUCAAAACCAGCAGGAGGAGACACGGGGAGUGCCACGGGGCAACCAAGGAGGUAGCGGCCAAUUACCACAGCCAACACAAGGACCAGGAACAAUCCCACCAGGUGAUGCAAGAGGAAGAAGGCAGGAGACUUCAGGACAAGACGGACAGGUGAAUCGACCGGCGGGAGACCAUAUGCCAGGGUGGAGACCGACAGAGUCUACGGCGGAAACACCAACACGACCACUACGACCACUAGGAGGAGGCAACACCGAGGGAUAGCCUAGCAAUCUAAGGCCAGGUACAAGUGAAGGGGUAGGAAACCCAAGCCGCUCGAGGGGUACGUCGGCGGGGAAGCAGCGGAGACU
Messenger RNA from Chara braunii, 1885 nucleotides. The record is from the annotation of a GenBank genome assembly. NCBI's taxonomy places the organism in Eukaryota, Viridiplantae, Streptophyta, Charophyceae, Charales, Characeae.